Molecule: messenger RNA, 492 nt
Organism: Marasmius oreades (fairy-ring Marasmius)
Lineage: Eukaryota; Fungi; Basidiomycota; Agaricomycetes; Agaricales; Marasmiaceae
Exons: 5
Coding region: 1-492 (163 amino acids)
Source: RefSeq, a predicted model, not a curated record
AUGCAGAGUACGCGUAUUUCUUCAAGGCCACUGGGAUCGGGAAAACGAUCAUGGGUGGUACUGGCGAUUAUCACUACUGCUCCAGCAACUUGUUUGGAGGUCGAUCUGGUGCGCCUUUUCUCGUCACAUUGGUUUGGGAGACGCCAGAUGGGACGAUUACUUGACCCACAGCCCUGGAUGAUGCACACGGGAUGCGCCAAACUUUUACGCUCAGUGUUCCAUCUCGAAAAUGACGAGAGCGUUCAAGAAUUGACUGAUUUAUUCCAAAUCGAAGACGUUCUUGGACGCGCUAUAGGUGGUAGGAUCGACCACGGGAAGUUUCGAGGUGUACACUACGAAACCGUCGGCGAAAAAAUCGACUUGCGUCCAUUCUGGUCUCGGGGUAUUGACAUUGGCAAGAACCACGACGAAGUCGUCUUUGAUUUCCAGAAACACGCGGGUGCUGGGUUGUCACGGAAUCUGUGGAUCCCAGUGGACUGUCAUGUACACUGA